AUGGCCAGUGAAAUUGACAUCUUCAAUGAAUAUCCACUGCACAUGGACCCAGCCUCCAAAGCCCUCUCCCUCAUCGCCACAUCCGCCCAAACACCCGCCCAAAAAGCCGCCAUCACCGCCGAACUGGAAGAACUAAACCAACUCCACCGCUCUCUCCAAACUCUCGACCCACCCAACAUCCCCCCAGCUCCCCUCCCAAUCAACCCCAAGCGCGGCGCGCAAAUCAACAAACUCCGCGAUACCGCCAACGCCGCAUACCGCAAAUCAAACUACGACGAGGCCAUUCGACUGUACACGUACGCCAUUGAGAUGGGCAUCGCCCGGCCGGGCUGGGAACCUGUCACCCUUGCGCGCGAGGAGUUGUCUGCGCUUUAUGCGAACCGUGCGCAGGCACAUAUGGCCAAGCAGGCUUGGCCUGAGGGUCUUGUUGACGGCAAGUGCAGUGUGGAUUCCAAGCCUGUUGCUAAUGUCAAGGCUUGGUGGCGGAUUGCUAAGUGCUUGGCGGAGAUGGCGCGGUAUGAGGAGUCUAAGAAGUUCUUGGCCAAGGGGCUUGAGAUUGAGGGUAGGGAUUCGGAGGGUGGAAAGGAGUUGAUUGGGUUGCUUGAGGAUGUUGAGAAGGCUUUGCUGCGGGGUGCUUCUGCUUAG
This is a messenger RNA of Penicillium canescens, 645 nucleotides long. RefSeq lists its product as uncharacterized. Gene Ontology annotation, molecular function: protein binding. The coding region runs from base 1 to 645 and encodes 214 amino acids. NCBI's taxonomy places the organism in Eukaryota, Fungi, Ascomycota, Eurotiomycetes, Eurotiales, Aspergillaceae. The record is from RefSeq and is a predicted model, not a curated record. The transcript has a single exon.